AUGGACCACAAGACUGAUUCUACACGUAGUGUUGCAUCCCUAACAACCCGAUGGGGAACAAUUAAUAGGGAAACAGUUAAAUUUGUUGGGUCCUUAGCUAAGAUUGAAGCAAAGAAUGAGAGUGGAACCACGGCUCAUGACAAGAUUGAGAAAGCAAAGGAAUUGUUUAAAGAAAUUCACGGUUCCGUUUUUCAAUUUGAACAUUGUUGGCUAAUCUUGAAGGAUUAUCCUAAGUGGGCAUCUACUAUGCCUAGGGGAAAUUCAAGAAAAGAAAUGCCUCAAACUCCAGAUUUAAUAGAUCAAGGAGUGGAGGUUGAUGGCAUUAUGGAUUUGGAGAGGCCAAUAGGUAGAAAAGCUGAAAAGGCUAAUCGAAAAAGAAAAGAUGAUGGGAAAGAUAUUGCAACGGAAUAUUUGAAAAAGAAAAUGAAAGUUCUUGAAGAAGGUUGUGUAGCCGAAAAAGAGAGAAUACGUAUCAAAGCGGAAAAGGUUCGCUUGCAAGAGUUGAAAGAGAAUGAAAGAAUUAUGAUGCUAGACACAAGUGGUAUGAAUGAAGACCAAAAAGCUUUUUAUGAUGGACUCAAAAAGGAAAUCCUUGCAAAACAAAGAUCAAGUCAUUCGUUGGGUUGA
Messenger RNA from Quercus lobata, 627 nucleotides. RefSeq lists its product as uncharacterized. Lineage: Eukaryota; Viridiplantae; Streptophyta; Magnoliopsida; Fagales; Fagaceae. The record is from RefSeq and is a predicted model, not a curated record. Bases 1 to 627 code for a protein of 208 amino acids. The transcript is spliced from 2 exons.